CUAUAAAAGCAACAAGCAAGCAAUCACCAAAAUUCACGUCUCUCAAAAGUCUUCAGACUCGAGCAACUCACAGGCGCCACCGUCGUCUUCUCCGCCGUAACCCCGCGAGUCAUGGAAUCUCCGUCUCACCGGAAACCGCAGGCACAGUCUCCGGCGGCAAAAGCACAUGGGAACAUUCUCCUCGGGAAAUACCAACUAGGUCGCCGACUCGGCAGCGGGAGCUUCGCGAAGGUACACGUGGCUCGUUCCAUCGGAAACGACGAGCUCGUUGCCGUCAAGAUCAUCGACAAGAAGAAAACCGUCGACUCGGCCAUGGAACCGAGGAUAAUCAGGGAGAUCGACGCAAUGCGUCGGCUCCAUCACCACCCAAACAUCCUCAAAAUCCAUCAAGUUAUGGCAACCAAAUCAAAGAUUUACCUCGUCAUGGAGUUCGCCGCCGGUGGCGAGCUCUUCUCCAAGGUCCUCCGCCAUGGCCGCUUACCGGAAACAUCGUCCCGCCGGUACUUCCAGCAGCUCGCCUCCGCCCUCCACUUCUGCCACGAAAAUGGCGUCGCUCACCGAGACGUCAAGCCGCAGAAUCUGCUGAUCGACAGAGAAGGAAACCUCAAGGUUUCCGAUUUCGGCCUCUCCGCCUUGCCAGAGCACCUGAAGAACGAUGGGUUGCUCCACACGGCUUGCGGUACGCCGGCUUACACGGCACCGGAGGUCGUGGCAAGGCGAGGCUACGACGGUGCGAAGGCCGACGCUUGGUCGUGUGGCGUCAUCCUAUUUGUUCUACUUGCCGGAUACGUCCCCUUUGAUGACUCAAACAUCGUCACCAUGUAUAGGAAGAUCCACCGGAGAGAUUACCGUUUCCCGAAUUGGAUCGCGAAACAAUCACGAUCCAUCAUCUACCACAUGCUCGAUCCGAAUCCUGAAACGAGGAUGAGCAUAGAAACCGUCAUGAGAACAUCCUGGUUCAAAAAAUCACUGGAAACCUCCGAUUUCCAUGGCAGAAUCUUCGAAUCGGACCCAUUUCUACACAAAGAGGCGAAAUCCACCAGCGACACCAUCACUGCGUUUGACAUAAUCUCUCUAUCUUCAGGGUUAGAUCUCUCGGGUCUCUUCGAACGUAGAAGGCAGAGGGAGAAGAGAUUCACAGCUAGGGUUCCGGUGCACGAAGUGGUGGAGAAAGUGAAGGAGAUCGGAGAAAGGUUAGGUUACGUAGUGGAGAAGAAGAAAGGAGGAGGAGAAGCUGCGGCGGCAAUGGUGGGUCUGGGAAGAGGGAGAACGGCCGUGAAGGUGGAGGCGGUGGAGAUCACACCGGAGGUUGUUGUGGCAGAGGUGAAGGUGGCAGAGGGAGACGAGGAGGAAUUCCGGUGGUCGGAGUUGAAAUCAGAGCUUGAUGAGAUUGUUCUCUCAUGGCACAAUGAUGCCAUGUAAAUCUUCUCCUUCUUCUUUCCUGUGUACAGUUUUGUAGUAACUACAACGUAAAUCAGUUCUAAGUCUUCCUUGAUCUGUUUCGUUAUCUUCUUCUAGACCUACAAACAAAGCUUCAGAUGCAUAAACAAAGCUACCAUUCCCUAAAUCCAAAAUGCUGUCUUCGAUCUUAUGUUCGAAAAUGGAAUAGAGAGUGGAAGAUCCAUACUUCUAGGCCCCUCCUGCAGUCCUCUUCUUCUUCUCGGUGCUUCCAUCUUAGGCACGGGUUUCUUCGAGAGCCCGAGCUUUACCAGAAUCAUAUUCCCGAAUGAUCGGGCUGAAUUUGCGACGGAACCAUCUCUCUGAAAGUCGCGACAGCUUCCUUGAAUCUUCCUUCAACAGUGAAACAUGUUCAAUUUAUAACAAUCCUUGCUCUUGAACCACUUGGAAAAUUUCCAGCGGUCUCUCCCACAAAGAAAUCACCCUCUCCUUGUUGCUAAGUGUCUCUGGCCACGGGCUCAGCUCCUCUUCGACAUUCUCAAUACUAUCCAAAAUACAUCCUCCAUUACUCAGCCAUUUCUUCAAACACUUGGCAUUCACUUUUACAACCAUGUCGUUUCCAUUGAAUCCUUCCCACCCCCAGUCCUCUUAUCACCAACCUUCAAUUUCCCUACCCGUUUCGUUAUCCGGGUCUUCCCCAAAACCUGGUUUUCCGACAAAAAAAUCCGCAGACAACAUCGCGUCUAUAACCGUCAUGGGUUCUACGUACGCAAUUUUUCAGGCUUUCCCUGACUGGGAGAGAUUUUUCGAGGGGAAAAUCGGUGAACUCGGUGGUAGGGUUUUUGAGGAACACAGAAUUUGCAAGCUACUACCAUCUAAACCAAGAUUCAAGAACAUUUUUCACAGAAAGAGAGACUUACGGA
Molecule: messenger RNA, 2321 nt
Organism: Tarenaya hassleriana
Lineage: Eukaryota; Viridiplantae; Streptophyta; Magnoliopsida; Brassicales; Cleomaceae
Product: CBL-interacting serine/threonine-protein kinase 7-like
Exons: 1
Coding region: 112-1422 (436 amino acids)
Biological process (GO): signal transduction; protein phosphorylation
Molecular function (GO): protein kinase activity; ATP binding
Source: RefSeq, a predicted model, not a curated record